Molecule: messenger RNA, 1134 nt
Organism: Stylonychia lemnae
Lineage: Eukaryota; Ciliophora; Spirotrichea; Sporadotrichida; Oxytrichidae
Source: the annotation of a GenBank genome assembly
AUGGAUCUCGAACAAAAUAAAUCAAGGUUUUCGUUCCCUGCAGAAAUCUUGCCUUAGAAUCCAAGAACUUAGGAGAUCAUGGCUUAAAGAGAAGCCAAGGAGAACCAAAAGCGUGCUGAGGAGGAAGAGAUGAAACUUCUUAAAGAAAAAGAGGAAAGAGAUAGAAGAAAGAAGUAGAAGGACAAGUAACUUGAACUUGAAAAGAAAGAAAAGAUGGCUAAAGAUUAGGCUCAGAAGAGAAAGGAAGAGGAGGAAUAAAUGAACAAACUUGAGGGUAGAAUGCUUAUCAUGCUAAAAAACCUCUAAAAUAAUAAUACACCCAAGGAAUAUACAGUAGCUGGUUUGAAUCUUGGACCUGCUAGAUGUCGUAUCAUGGCAUAAAAUAUUGCCUUCAAUCAAACACUGACAGCUCUACAUCUUGCCAGAAAGAAGAUUAUGGACCCUGAAGGAGUUGUUUUGGCUUAAAUGCUAGUCUCAAAUAAAACUUUGAGAAAACUUGAACUAGAGGGUAACUUGCUUGGCCCAAACAGUGCCAGAGCUUUUGGUAAAAGUUUAAAAAAGAAUACUACUUUAAAAGUUCUUGAUCUCGAGAGCAAUCAAUUAACAUAAGAAGGCCAAGAUUUCUAAGGCAUAUAUGAUUUCUCUAAAUGUCUCUUUAAGAACAGGCAUCUCUUGAGUUUAAACUUAGGAAAUAACAGUAUGGAUGAGAAGUGCGGUGCUAAGUUUAAGGAAGCCACAGAUAUCAAUGAUACCUUAAUUGAUUUUGAAUUCGGCUUUAAUGGCUUUAGUCUUCAAGACAUCAGAGCAAUCCAAGACAAUUUGAAGAGAAACAAGAGAAAGUAUGACGAGGAGCGUCUUAGAGAAUGGAGAGAACGUAAACUUAUGUACGAUGAGGAUGUGAGACUUAAGAAUCUCUAUCUUGAGGAGCAGUCUAGAAAAGAGCAAGAAAGAAUGGAAGAAGAGACGAGAGAACUUAGAGAGCAAGAACUCGACGAGGAAUGGAGAAAGUAUCUCUUAGAUAGCGAGAUAGAAAAGUAGCAACUUAUAUAACAGUUAGAAGAGGCUGCUAAGAUCAGAGCAGAAAAAGGAAAAGGCAGAAGAAGAGGUAUGGGAGGCAAAAAGAAGAAGAAGUGA